This is a messenger RNA of Leishmania mexicana MHOM/GT/2001/U1103, 1872 nucleotides long. RefSeq lists its product as hypothetical. Gene Ontology annotation, biological process: peptidyl-lysine monomethylation. The record is from RefSeq and is a predicted model, not a curated record. The transcript has a single exon. Lineage: Eukaryota; Euglenozoa; Kinetoplastea; Trypanosomatida; Trypanosomatidae. Gene Ontology annotation, molecular function: protein-lysine N-methyltransferase activity. The coding region runs from base 1 to 1872 and encodes 623 amino acids.
AUGUCCGCUUCCGCACCGUUUACCACUGCCGUUCAAUGGUUUGCGGCUCAGCUGAACAGCUCUGACAACGCCGAGGUAAAACGCCGCUAUCUACGAUGGCGUGCCGAAGACACGGGCGUGCCCUACAGCGAUGAAGACCCGCUCUUUGUUCAGGCAGUUCUCGCCAGUCGUACGGGCUGGACGUUACCGGAGCUGCUGUGGCGAGCACGUCUCGUUGCUCUGGAUGGGCGCACUCUGUGGGAGUGCUUGGACGCGCGCAUGAUUGCAGGUCGCGUGCGCGAUGUGGUUGAUCCGUGGAACGAGCAGCUCAGCGUGAAGCUGGCUUGGUACUUUAUGGAGGAGCAACAACGUGGCGAGUCUCCGCCCGCGUCGUCCUUGAGCGCGCUUCGCACGGCACUUGAUGAGUACGCGACGGCUACGAUCAAGCCACAGGGCAACCUGUCCGUAACGGAGUCCAGCGCGACGCGCUCCACCCUUAGAGAUGCCGACCACGGCCGAUGCGCCACCCUGACCGAUGCGUGGUCGGACAAGGUUGCCUUUAUCCCGAUGGAGGCAGGUAACGACUACAGCGAGGGGUCUCUGCGCUGCGCCGCACCCGUCCCUAGCCGUGGCACGCUGCUCCAAGUGCCUCGCUCUGAAAUGUUCUUUCUCGAUUCUCUGCUCCAGCACUGCGCCUUGGGCCGCGCCAUCGCUGCCGAGCCGUCUCUGCGCGACCUCCUGGUAAACGAGGAGGCCAUGCUCGUUCUCUGCCUCGUAUACGAGCGUUUUGUUGAGGGCGUGGAGCGCUCACGCUGGAGGCGGCUGCUUUCACAUUGCCCGCGGCGGUACCCCACCAUACCCACCGCUUGGGAGCUGCGCGAUCUGGCAGAGCUCGACGGACUCGACAUGGUCGACGACGUCCUCGCCAAGCGCAGUCAGAUGCAGGCUCUUGUUGAUCAGCUUCAGACCUCCCUCCUGCCACUCUUCCACCGCGCGCUCUCGAAGCUGGACGAUGCGACGGCAGCAGCCCCGUCGCUGACCGACAUGUCGGCGGCCUUCGCCUGGGAGCACCUUGUGUGGGCACAGUCGACCUUCGACUCGCGCGCCUUCAACCUUAACGUGGACGGCGCCGUCGUCAUGGCGCUGGUGCCCUUGGCAGACAUGGUGAAUCACGCCAACCACACUGACGUGCUUGUUCGCAAGGUGGAGCCGAACGGGGGCCCUUUUACUAUGCAGGUAGGCGCUGCGUUGACGGCGGCGGAUGUGGGGCGCGAGCUGUGGAUGAGCUACGGCCCACUGCAGAACUGGGAGCUGCUUCAGCACUACGGGUUUCUGCUGGGGCCCGACAACGUGCACGACAAGCUGCCCUUUCCACUCGCCGUUCCCGCAGGGGCCAAUGAGCCGCAGGACGAGAGCGGCGCCACAGCCACGUCAGCACCACUUUCGCAUGAGGGAAGCGCCGAGAGCAGCUGGGAUGCGCGGCGCCUGGCGUUGAUGCGUCGCUACGCGCUGUGCUUGCCGGGUCGCUGCUGGAUUCGACACGACGGCGUGCCACCCGCAGCCUUGCUGGCGCUCCUCCGCGUACAGCUCGCACAGGCGGACGAGUUUGAUAUCAUGGAAGGUCGCCGCUACGGCCCUUUCGAACCACUGUCACCGGUGACGGAGGCUGCCGUCGUGUCAGUGGUGAAGAACACCGUGCAGUGCGUCAUGGAGUCUUUUCCCACAACGCUUGCGGAGGACGAGGAGACUCUGGCGGAGGUGCAUCGUGACGAAGGAUGCGACCUGGACGCCGAUGACAAACCGACGAAAAACCACAUGCUAUGCGUGCAGCUUCGUGUAGGCCUCAAACGCAUUGCCAGCCGGUGUCUGGAGUGGUGCGCGCGCCAUUCGUAA